AUGUUGAGUCGGUAUCUGUGUCAUCUGUGUGUUCUACUGUCCAUAGUAAUGGCCGUGAUCAGUGGUAAGUGAUACGACAUUAAUACCGUAUUAUUAUGGUGUCGGAUUACUGUAAUUUAAACCAAUUUGUCAUUUUUAAGUGGAUUUACACUUUCGAGAGUAUUUUUAACCAGUUUUUGUUUUGGUUAAAGUAACGGAAACGAGCUAAUAACAAGUUAUUGUAACCGUGCAUACGUUACAGCACGGUCAGUGAAUCGUAUGACGAAAUUGGCUUCAUUUUACUGUGGUUUAGUUUGGUUUUGUAAAACAACAAAUUUUACAAAAUUUUACAUUGACUAUAGAAAAGAGCAAGAUAUGUUGGAUUAGUUAUGUUACAGUAGUCUCAGACAACUUUGUUAGAAAAAUUUCGAAAAUUUAAGAUUUCAACUUUGAUAAGUUUAAUCCUUUAAACUUUUCAAACAAUUAAAGUUUGUAUUGAUUCUGAAACAGUACGACACAGUAGAUUUACGGCCAAACACUGUUUUAAACUGUCAAUUUGCUUAAUUCGAACAUUCGAAUAAUUUGUGUCGCGGGACUUGAAACAGCCUAAGGGACCCAUUUUGGGCCCUCCUUUUAGAGAUUUAUUGCCAGCCGUUUGCCUGUAACAUUACAACUUUGUGAUAUAACGAGUAACAUGGUUUAUUAGCUCGAACAUACCACAACAUGAUUUAGAACAGUAACGUAGUAAAGUAUGAUAAAUGAGUUGAAAUGUUACAGUAGGAUAAGGAAGUUGUGAUUUUGUUUACAAAAAUAUUACCGUGUUAAGAAUAAUUUAUGGGAGCUAAAUCAUAAAAACAUGUUUUGUUGGUAUUGUCUUUGGUAAGCAUAUGAUCUAUAUUAUGGUAGUUGCAUCAAAAUUGAACUUAAAUUUUAAAAAACCUUUUUAUUGUAAAAAUUUUAUCUAAAAAAGGGUUUUUCUUGAGACAGUCUAUAUCUCGAUUUCAUGUCAAGAUAUUUUGAGAUCCUACGUAACGUAACUACGUUUGUCAAUCUUGUUGUAAACAAUAUUACAAAGUCAUUUAAAGUAAAUUUAAACACUUAAAUUUAAGCCAACUUUGCUACAACCUCCUUAAGUUAGCUUAAAAUGUUUGUAAAUGUCUGUUUUGGCAGUGUCAUGAUGACAUAUUUUUUGGAAGCUGCCUAAAUUGCCUUCUUUGAACUAAAACGGAAAAAAUAAAAUUUCUUUUUUAAUUAUUGGUCUGUGAUAUUUGCAGUUUCCGUGGAAGAGCCAGAAGAAUACAUGUUCAUCGCCAACCCCUACCCGUCGUGGCCCCUCCAAGAUGUAAGUUAAUUCAUUGCCGCCAUCAUUCCCACAACAAUACGAAUAUUAUAUGCCCAGUAGGCGUAUUUAUAUAGCUAUAAAUAUAUAAGCGAAAACGCUAUGAUACACUUUUAUACUUUGGGUAACAACAAUACGUUUAUAUUAGACUAAUAACAAUGCUUGUUUGGGUAUGUUAUUGUAGGUAUUGUAGUUUUUUCCGUUUGUUAUGGAGGAAGUUUAAAUUGUUAUUGUAAAGGGUUUAUAAUUAUUGUUAAUCUGUUAGGAAACAAUAUCAUUUCACAAAUUAAUAGUGACGUGGUCAAAAAUUUUAUGGAAAAAUCAAAAGAAAGUCACAAAGUUCAGGAUAGUAAUCUUAUAGCUAUAGUACCAUCCAUAAACCCCUUACCAAGUCCUUUAGUAGAAAAACAUUCCAAUAAAGAAAUAUAAAAACACCUAUUUACUUUGAGAUUAAAUUACAUGUUACAAUACCUUUUAUAAUUGUUUAUAUUCACAUAAAAUGGCACGUACACGUGCUUCGUAGACAUACCUGUAUGAUAUUUACAUUUCAAAAUAUUUUUAAAAUGACUAUUCAGCGCUUAAAACAACAAUACUUAUUACUUACGCUUUGUAAUCUUGUUACCACAAUAACAUGGCAGAUAACUGCGUCACGUAAUCUCUUCAAAAUAACUUUUGCACUAAGAUAUGAUAUUUUACAUAGACAUCGUCUUGCAAAAAUAUUUAAAUAUGAAUACCGUUUUUGAACUAGUUAUGCCUAAAAGUUCGAAAAACAGCCAUUUUUCAUAGAAUUCAUUUAGGUUUUUCCGUUGAUUUUCCUAUAUACUGUCACAUCAAAAAUUAUACUUUAAGCCUACAAACUUAUAGGCGUUACUACUUUAAUAUGCAAAUUUUGCAGCAAGGUGAAGCUCCGCACCGAAUGAAGAAAUGGGCUUCUUCGCUGCGGUUCGGCAAACGAGGGCCAGGAUGGGCUAGUCAAGUUCGAUUCGGCUAA
Messenger RNA from Bursaphelenchus okinawaensis, 2309 nucleotides. The record is from the annotation of a GenBank genome assembly. Lineage: Eukaryota; Metazoa; Nematoda; Chromadorea; Rhabditida; Aphelenchoididae.